Alosa alosa (allis shad) is the source of this 5036-nucleotide messenger RNA. Its product is annotated as polyamine-transporting ATPase 13A3-like. Bases 322 to 4047 code for a protein of 1241 amino acids. Gene Ontology annotation, molecular function: polyamine transmembrane transporter activity; P-type ion transporter activity; ATP binding. Gene Ontology annotation, biological process: polyamine transmembrane transport; intracellular calcium ion homeostasis. Gene Ontology annotation, cellular component: late endosome membrane. Lineage: Eukaryota; Metazoa; Chordata; Actinopteri; Clupeiformes; Clupeidae. The transcript is spliced from 35 exons. The record is from RefSeq and is a predicted model, not a curated record.
AGCACUGCAUGGCAUCGGAGCAUUACAGCUUUAUGCUUGAUUUCAUGUCUGUAAAUCCAAGCAAAUAUCCUUGGAAAACGUGUGUCAGCGACGCAGUAAGUUAUCCUGUGCAAAUUCCUAACCAGACUGCUACUUGGAACACAAACGGACCUGAGUUGGCAGCAAACUCUCCAAACUGCACCUAACCAAUGUCUGAAGUCUUGACGGGUAUGGUCGCAUGAGUUUCUGAAGAAUCAAGAUGCAGAGUCUGCAGAGGAUUUAGCCCAGCCCAUACAGAGGCGGCUUAUACUGGUAGAGAAACAAUCUUCUACAUCUGUCAAAAUGGAGAAGGACGGUAUGAAGAUAAUCAACAAAGGGCUGGAGGAUGAGAUGGAGGUGUGGGGCUACUGUGUGAGCCGCUGGAGGCUAGUCUUGGUGUGCGUGGGGACCCUGUGCACCGGGGGUCUCCUGCUGCUGCUGCUCUACUGGCUACCUGAGUGGGGCGUGAAGAGCACCUGCACACCCUGCCCUCUCAAAGACGCCCACAUUCUGCUGCUCAGAUCCACAGAUGAGUUCCAAAGCUGGUUCCGAGUUCGGGUGCAUCUGAUGCAGGCUCCGGGGCACAGCCCUUUUGAUGCCGUGGAUCUUCAGACCUCACCAGCCAAUGGGAAUGGGGGAAAGCCAUACCCUGACGUCUCACUUACAGAACCUCAGACCUUGCAGAUUCGUUACUUCACCCAUCACAGCAUGCAAUACUUCUGGAACGAUACAAUGCAGAAUUUUGAAGUGAUAAAUGGCAUGGAGGACCUGAGGCUGAGCUGCUCCUCGCUUCUCUCCGAGUACAGCACAGGACUCAGCAGACCCCAGCAGGAGUACAGGAAACAGUUUUUUGGAGAAAAUGAAAUUGCUGUGCGAGUACCUUCUAUAUUUAAGCUGCUAAUUAAAGAGGUGCUGAAUCCGUUCUACAUUUUCCAACUCUUCAGUGUGAUCCUGUGGAGUGCUGAAGAGUACUACUACUAUGCUGCGGCCAUUGUCUUCAUGUCCGUCAUAUCCAUAGCUAUUUCUCUGUACACCAUUAAAAAGCAAUAUGUGAUGCUACAUGACAUGGUGGCGGCCCACAGCAUUGUUCGUGUGUCAGUUUGCAGAGGGAAGAAAGAAGUGGAGGAGGCCAUGUCCACAGACCUGGUUCCUGGGGACGUUAUUGUGAUCCCAACCAAAGGGACCAUCAUGCCCUGUGAUGCAGUGCUCAUCAGUGGAACAUGCAUUGUGAAUGAGAGCAUGCUCACAGGGGAGAGUGUGCCUGUAACCAAAACCAGCCUGCCUAACUCAGAAGUGGAGGGCAGGGAGUUGUACAGCUCUGAGCAGCACAAGAGACACACUCUGUUCUGUGGAACCCAGGUCAUCCAGACACGGUUCUACUCCGGGGAACUGGUCAAGGCCCUGGUGGUCCACACUGGCUUCAGCACAGAGAAGGGGCAGCUGGUCCGCUCAAUCCUCUACCCCAAACCCACCGACUUCAAGCUGUACAGGGAUGCCUACCUCUUUCUGCUUUGCCUGGUGGGAGUGGCAGGGAUUGGGUUCAUUUACACCAUUGUCCUCAGCGUGAUACACCAGGUGCCUGCUAAGACCAUAAUCAUUGAGUCUCUGGACAUCGUCACCAUCACCGUGCCUCCUGCCCUGCCGGCGGCCAUGACUGCUGGCAUUGUGUACGCCCAGCGAAGGCUCAAGCGCGUGGGCAUCUACUGCAUCAGUCCCCAGAGGAUCAACAUCUGUGGGCAGCUCAACCUUGUCUGCUUUGACAAGACAGGCACACUCACUGAAGAUGGCUUGGAUCUCUGGGCUGUUCACAGAACUGAACGUGGAAGGUUUAUCCAACCAGAGGAGGACACAGGUACGGAGUGUGAGGUGGAGUCUCCGUUCCUGGCCUGUAUGGCUGCCUGCCACUCCCUGACCAAGAUUGACAGAGAGUUGUCGGGCGACCCGCUGGACCUGAAGAUGUUCCACGCCACUGGAUGGAUACUGGAGGAAGCCACAGAGGAGGAGACGUCCCUCCACAAUCCCAUAAUGCCCACUGUGGUAAGGCCACCCAAACAGCCACAAGGCAAACGGUCCACUCUCUCCGAGGUCACACCAACUGCAGAUCAAAGCAUGGAGCUGUAUGAGCUGCCUGACACCUAUGAGCUGGGGAUCGUGAGGCAGUUCCCCUUUUCCUCUGCGCUGCAGAGAAUGAGUGUGGUGGUCCGGCGGCUCGGGGGAAAGCACAUGGAGGCCUACCUCAAGGGGGCACCAGAGGUGGUGGCCAGCCUCUGCAACAGCUCUUCAAUUCCAGAGAACUUCACUGAGGUUCUGGAGGGAUACACCAGCCGGGGCUUCCGGGUCAUUGCCUUGGCACACCGCCAGCUGGAGGCCAAACUGACCUGGCAUAAAGUGCAGAGCCUCAACAGAGACCACAUAGAGAGUAACAUGGAGUUCCUGGGCCUCAUCAUCAUGCAGAAUAAACUCAAGCCAGAGACGGCAGAGGUUUUGGAAGAUUUGCGGCGUGCAAACAUUCGCACUGUGAUGGUUACAGGUGACAACCUUCUGACGGCCAUCUCCGUGGCCAGAGACUGUGGCAUGAUCGGUCCUCAGGAGAGGGUCAUCGUUGCGGAUGCGCAGCCUCCCGGAGGGGGCCAUGCAGCUGUGGUCCUCUGGCACUACACAGACAGCCCCACGGCACCGGCCAGUAAAAAUGGCCAUUUCCAGCUGGUGGACGUGGAGUCUGAUGGAGCUCUGUCCAACGGCAGGCUGAGGGAACAGUACCACUUUGCCAUGAGUGGGAAGUCUCUGGCUGCCAUUAUAGAGCACUUCCCAGAUCUCGUCCCAAAGCUGGUCCUCAGAGGGACUGUCUUUGCUAGAAUGGCUCCUGACCAAAAGACCCAGCUGGUAGAGAUUCUCCAGAGCGUGGACUACUUUGUGGGCAUGUGUGGGGAUGGUGCAAAUGAUUGUGGUGCCCUGAAGCGAGCCCAUGGGGGCAUCUCCCUGUCUGAGCUGGAGGCCUCAGUCGCCUCCCCAUUCACCUCCACUACGCCCAACAUCUCCUGUGUCCCCAACCUCAUCAGGGAGGGUCGUGCUGCGCUCAUCACGUCCUUCUGUGUGUUUAAGUUCAUGGCCCUGUACAGCAUGAUCCAGUACCUCAGUGUCACACUUCUCUACUCGAUCCUGAGCAACCUGGGUGACUUCCAGUUCCUCUUCAUUGAUGUGGUUAUCAUUCUCAUCAUAGCCUUCACAAUGAGCCUUAACCCUGCGUGGAGGGAGCUGGUGGCCCAGCGGCCCCCCUCUAGCCUCAUCUCCGGCCCACUGCUCUUCUCCGUGCUCACCCAGAUCCUGGUGUGCCUCGGCUUCCAGGCCUCCGCCUUUGUCUGGGUGCAGCACCAGAGCUGGUACGAGAAAUGGACGCCACUCUCAGAUGCUUGUAAUAGAUCUCGGGUAGGACUCUCCAUCGAUCCAAACGUAACUCAUCCCGUAGACCACAAGAACAUCCGGAACUACGAGAACACCACCCUGUUCUACAUCUCCUCAUUCCAGUACCUGGUGGUGGCCAUCAUCUACUCUAAAGGGAAGCCCUUCAGACAGCCCAGCUAUAAAAACUGGCCUUUUGUGUUGUCCUGUAUUAGCCUGUACAUCUUCCUCUUCCUCAUCAUGUUAUUUCCUGUUCCAGCGAUUGACAACUUUCUGGAGAUCGUUUGUGUUCCUUAUGAGUGGCGAAUUACCAUGGUGAUCAUCAUUUUGGUUAAUGCAGUCGUGUCAUUUGUCUUGGAGACUUUGGUCCUAGACAUCAUCUUAUGGAGGCUUGUAUUCAGCCAAGACAAGCUGGAAAAGGAUGGGGUGGCCCCAGCUACUCAGAACACUCAGCUAAGCAAUGACCGGUGGGGGUCCAGAUUCCUUGCUUGGCUGUUUUGUCGGAACAGGAAUGCUCCUAAGACGCGCUACAUCCAGCUGGCCCAGGAGCUACAGGACGACCUGGACUGGCCCCCUCGACCCCAGACCUGCACCUAUGGCAAGGCACCCCAUCACUCCAUCAUCCUCUGACCCAUCACUUCUUUGUCUUUGAAAUCCGGCCUUAGAUGACCAGACCGUGGGAGAACCAGCAUGUGUGUGCCCAGAUGUUUACACAGGUCUUCGAUUUACCCCAACCCAUCACUGAAUGUAUCCGCCCAAAACACCUUAGGAGCAAAGUACUGCACGCUCCACUGCCAGGUUCCUUCAUCAUCAGUGUUGGGGUUAGCAGAGUUCUUCUUAAGAGCCCUGUGCCAACCCAGCUUGUGUCGCAGGUGUCAUUCUUUAUAUAGCGGGUUGUUGUUAGAUGUCUGACUGCACUUUAAUGAUCUGAGACUGAUGAACCACGGUAACACAUCAGGGCCACUCUCAUACAGUAUGUCAAAGAUUGACAGUUGAUUCACUUGCCAGUUCAUUGGCAACUCCAAUGACACGUAUAUGUAAGUUUGAUGUCCCAGAAGACAAGAAUUUUUAAACAAGACUUUUUGUUUAUUUUAUGUUUCUAUAUUUUCCUAUCUAUUUUAACAUGAUACACACGCUACAUCAUCUCUACUUUUUGUAUUACAAAUUGGACAAAUGGAACAGUUGUCAGGUUUUCUUAGUGAAAUUAAGACCGAAUAUGUUGAAACUACUGUCAUUACUCUACUGAUGUGAGGGUUUCAUUUAUCAUUGUUCAUGAUGUUUGAAGUUCCGAAUUUGUUUAGAUUCAUUUUGCUUUAUCAGGACAUUUUAUAUCAUGCAUAUUGCCUUUUGCAUCUCUUCCUGUGGAAGAAGAUUAUUGCAGUAAUCAAGUAGAAUGAAUUGUCUGACUUCAUCAACACUUUCUCUUCUUUUUCUGUCUUUCUCUGUAUCUGUGUGAUAAAGAAUGUGAGUGGGAAGACACAUGGGGGAAAGGGAAACUGUUUUGGCUACGUAUAAGUAUAUAUACUUUUUUGAUCCCGUGAGGGAAAUUUGGUCUCUGCAUUUAACCCAAUCGGUGAAUUAGUGAAACACAAACAGCACACAGUGAACACACAGUGAGG